Molecule: messenger RNA, 1104 nt
Organism: Penicillium antarcticum
Lineage: Eukaryota; Fungi; Ascomycota; Eurotiomycetes; Eurotiales; Aspergillaceae
Product: oxygenase MpaB family protein
Exons: 3
Coding region: 1-1104 (367 amino acids)
Molecular function (GO): oxidoreductase activity
Source: RefSeq, a predicted model, not a curated record
AUGAACCCGCACGCUCCAGCCCAUGGCGACAAAAAGACUGUCUGGAAUCAUACCUUCAAAUGGACUGAAAAUCAUCUGACAGCCGAGGAGCUGAAGCCAUUGCGAGAGCAGGCUGAUGAUGUUGCGGUGGCUGUGGUAGAGCAUUUGCAAGCUCUGGGCCUGCUGUGCCGCCGUGACCUGUACGGUAUGUUAAAGGUAAACCAUGAGAACGAUGAGACUCUUCGGGGUUUCUGGGAGGAGAUACAUACGGUUCCAGAAUGGGUAGACUGGGUACAAAUUGAGCGGGGUCAGAAAUUCCUCUAUCGCUAUUUAGCACCCAACCUUGCCGGACUUGCACUACAGGGGUUUUUGGGUGGUACUGCGACCAUCGCUGGAGGAACCGAAGUGCUCGUGCGGACGGGCGGCUUUUCCGUCAACGUGCUUCAAAGGCGAUUCCUUGAGACGUUCCUCUGGCUGCUACAGGUGACGAGCUCGCUCGAUUCGAUCAAACCAAAUGGUGAAGGGUUUAUCUCCACGGUGCGCGUGCGCCUGCUGCAUGUGACGGUGCGCCACCGCAUCCUGGAGCUGAUGAAGCAAGACCCGAGCUAUUUUGACCAAGUUCAGUAUGGGACACCGGUCAACCUCAGAGAUGCAAUUCACGCAACGUGCAUCUUUUCUUGCAUGCCCCUCUUCCGCCAGCUUCCUGCCAUUGGUAUUCAGCCUGGCGCGGAUGAGUCGGCAGACUUUUUAGCCUUGUUUCGAUACAUCGCGUACCUUAUGGGCACACCGCAUGAAUACUUCGAUGGAAUCAAUAGAGCCAAAGCGAUGAUGGAGAGUGUUAUGCUCUGUGAGCCAGAGCCAACACAAGCAUCUAAGGCGAUUGGUAUGAAUUUUAUUUCUACCAUCCAGGAUUAUCCCGGUAUCAACGUCUCCAGAGGUUUCAUCGAGACGGGCUGUCGAGCUUUGAGCGGGGAUAAGCUAGCCGAUACAAUGGGAUUCUCGCGGCCGAGCGCAGUAUCUCGAAUUGCGUUUCGAGGCUGUUGUACCUUGCUCGUAGUGAUAUCUACGUUGCAGCAGUGGAUUCCUGCUUUUGAUCGACUGAUGAUCCGGGUUCAUCUACCAUAA